AUGUGCAUGGCAUGCACCGGACAACAAGGACAUCGCCCACAACAAGAAUACCCAAAUAAGAAGGAGAACAACAAGGAGAGCAACAAGGAGAAUAACGAGGAGAAGAAGGAGAACAACGGCCAGCAGGCCUUGCAACAACGCAUGAAGGCAUCAGGUGUCACUGCGAGGGUAGUCGAUGCGUCCUUCUGGUCUUCCGACCGGGCUGUGUGCCAACUCCCUUCAUCAGUGCCUUUGGUGCUCAUCGGUGACGCUCUGGCGGGCAAACCUUUCUACACGGGCUCCACCUUGAACCGACACCUUUGGGACGUGGCGAAGUUGGUGGAGGAGGUGGAAUUUGCCUACGAUGGUGGCCCUUUGGAGCUUUCCCGCUUUGGCAGCUAUGAGCGACGUUACCAGGAUUGCGUGCGGCGCAUUGGCGAGUUCCAGCGAAGGGCAGCGGCGCCCGUGCUCCCAAAGUCCGAUCCACAGUCGAAGUCUGGAUUUGAAAUGGAUCCAGAAUUGGGGGAGGCCAUUACCUCGGAUGACCUCGCUCACAACGUUGAAACGUCAGGACGAGGGCUCACCGAGCCUCAUGAAGUCCUUGAUCCUCCCUGCAUUGGCACGCGCAGCUGCAGCGCACUGACGGUGAGCAGCAUGGUGAAUCGCUUGGCUUGA
Messenger RNA from Cladocopium goreaui, 654 nucleotides. The record is from the annotation of a GenBank genome assembly. Lineage: Eukaryota; Dinophyceae; Suessiales; Symbiodiniaceae.